Clupea harengus (Atlantic herring) is the source of this 3041-nucleotide messenger RNA. It is a transcript of the gene tnip2, whose product is annotated as TNFAIP3 interacting protein 2. Gene Ontology annotation, biological process: toll-like receptor 3 signaling pathway; cellular response to lipopolysaccharide; toll-like receptor 2 signaling pathway. Lineage: Eukaryota; Metazoa; Chordata; Actinopteri; Clupeiformes; Clupeidae. Gene Ontology annotation, molecular function: K63-linked polyubiquitin modification-dependent protein binding. The record is from RefSeq and is a predicted model, not a curated record.
GCUUAAAAAGGUCCACAUCCUUUUAAACUAGGUUGUGAUAAAAGUUUUGGAAAUACUACGUCCAUGGUUUGUUUAACUUUCCACUCUGCAUCACCUUGCACACAUACGCAAAACCAAGCUUAGAUUAGCAGCAUGUCUAGUGAACACCAUUGUAGCUCUAUAAGGUAACAAACUAUUCGAUGACAGUUUUUCUACUUUAAAAGUGAGCUGUGGUUACCAAGAGGCCUUUUUGCACAUUAACCUCAGAGAUAUGUGUUCUUAAACUAGCAAGUUACAGGAAGAGACGCAUGUGCAACUGGCCAUGUCAUGUGCAGCAGCUGAAAGACAAAUUAAGUGUUUCAUACUCGGGAAAAAACCAUUGGUAUUCUUCUUUGUGACUCGACAAUUAACGGAAUUGAUGAUUGUGCACAAGAUGGAAAGGAGUUGUCAUUAAACUAUCCUACGAUGUUAAAAUGUGAAGUACAAGAAAAGUCCACCAGUGCCGCUGGGGAAGUCCCAAGGAAAUCCCCUAGUGUCGGAAUUAUUAUUUCGAAAUUGAAGGCGAGCGAGCUCUUCUCCUUAGACAAGAAGACAUGCGACUGAGCCCACGAACACCAACUCGAAAUCGGUACGAGCAAAAUAAUAGCUUAUAUUUAUGGAAUAGUGCAGACGUUUUGCUUGCUUUAGCAACUCUUUAAAGUGAUUGUUUACAGUACGUCUGAAUUCGGAAAAAGGUGUACCAUGAGUAACAUCGAAGUGGUUAACGAUGCGCUGAGUGCCAAGAUAAGGAGCUGUUCUAUACUGACAACGUUUUACCAUGAAACGCAAAGGGAGAUUGCUAAUGUAAGUCAACAGCUACAUUCCCGGGACUCUGUAAUCGCUGAUUUAAAAGCAAGACUUGGAAAAUAUGAGAGGACUGUAAUCAAUGACGAUGGAGAAGAACCUGUUGUGAUUGGACCCUCAAAGUCUCUUUUGGAGAGUUUAUGCAAGGAAAUUUACAAAUUAAAACAAAAAUUAAAAGACUCCGAGGCAGACGGAAACCAGCAGUUGGAAGCAAUCAAACUAGAGGUUGAGCGCCUUCAGCGGCAGGUGAGGGCGAAGGAGGAGGAGCUGGAAAGAGUGGCCCAGCGGACAGACCAGGACCGGACAAGGGAGAUCCAGCGUCUCUGCACAGCCCUGGCCGAGACAGACCGUGUCCAGGCCACACGCACCGUUCUUUGCAACUCCCUGGCUGAGGAGGCCGACCAGCUAAGGAGCCAGCUUGGGGCCACUGUGAGGGUCUGCCAGGAACUGCUGGGCCGUCUGGAGAAGGAGAAAAAGAGAGGGACCCUGACUGAGGAGCCACAAGUCUCAGAGAAAACGGACUCCACAGAGGCAGCACAUCUUAAUGAUUUAGUCACCCAACUACAGGAGGAAAAUCAGCAGCUGAAAAAUAGAGCGGCAUAUGUAGAGAACCUCAAUGCGAAGUGGCAGAAGUACGACUCGAGUCGGGAGAAGUAUGUUAGGGGACUGUGCCAGAGGCUAAAGGAGUCCACUGCGUUGGCUGCUGCCGGCCCUUCGGCUGGUCAGGUGCUCAUGGGACCUGGACUGGGUCUGACACCUGGGGGUUCUAGUCUCCUUCAGCAGGAGAUCGCCAGGCUCAACAACCUUUUGGACGAGAAGAUGAGGGACUGUCAAAGGCUUGUGGAAGAGAGGGACGAUGUUGCCAGAAAGAACCAGGAGCGAAUCCAAAUGCUGGAACAACAGGUCCUUGCAUACAUUGAGGACUUUAAAUCAGAGAGGGCUGAUCGGGAAAGAGCCCAAGGGAAGAUUCUAGACCUUCAGGAGGAGGUGGGCCGUCUCCAGCUGCUAAUCCGCAGUCAGAGCCCGAGAGAGGUGCCCAAAACCUGCCGAAUCCACGCCGGCCGAAAUAAGUCCCCGCACAUGGAUGCCAUGACAGAACCACUGCUAGGCAACAGUCCGGAUCAGCCUGGGUCCAAGCGCUUCCCGGUUCACUCUACACUGAGCGCCACGCGGACGGAGUGCAGGGGUGUGGGUGAUCUACAGUGUCCAUACUGCUUCAGCACCUAUGACGACGCGCACACAACUGAAUACAUGAAGCAUCUUGAUGAGUGUGCCAGACUGUGAGUGAGAGCUUAUUCCCUUCAGACAGACAGGAGCUCUGUCACUCGGCACUAUCACCAACUGCAAAGCACUACAUGCCCCUGAGUCGGAGCAAGGGCCCAACUGACAGUUUCCUCUGACUCACAGUCGUAUCAGAACAAGUGCCUCGCUAGAGUUUUAUAAAUACGAAUACAAAGUCGAAUCUAAAAGGUUAUUUUCUUUGAUUUUAAUGGGAGAACUGGCUAUGUGUUGUGCCAUGUCUAAUCCAUUACUUUUUAUUUAGUUUAUUUCCACAGAAUGCUGCAUGUCAGACAAAUAUGUGUGGCUAGACACAGCAAAAUAUACCUCAGUUGAAUAUUUAGUUUAUCCAAUAGGUGGUAAACUUUGCACUUUUUCGCUCAUUUACUAUUGCCAAAAUGGUUGAAAGCACAAGUGAAUACUUUAGUGUGUUUGGAAACACAUAAGCUUUUGGUAGAUUUCAUGAUAUUAUUAAUACUAUAUAAUAUUAUAUUUUAUUGUGAGUUAUUAUGGUGCUAUUCAUAAUAUUCUGUAAUAUCUAUGUGUAAUAUUCUUGUUUGAUAAAACAGUGUUACUUUUAGUGAAAUAUAUCAGUAUACUUUUAAAUCUGAAUAUCUAUUUUUGUAGUUCGCAUUUACUGAGGUAUGAGAACAUUUUAUCACAAGAGACAUCAAGUUUAGUAUCGUCUAGUUUGACGUUCUCAUCUCUGAUCUACUGUAAAACAUGAAAUACCAUCAUGGAAUAAAAACAGGAUAUACGUACAUGUGAUAUCGCGGUUCACGUCUCACACGUUGUUCCAAACAAAAUUGUUUCAGUUUCAGAUAUCAUGGUUCACGUCAAAGAACAGCUUAACUGCCAAACUUGAAUCUUUCACCUAAGAAAUAUGGGAUGAGUUUUCAUUCAGAGGUUUAUUUUUUUUAAUAAAACACAAUUAUUUCAGA